AUGCCUAAAUCCUCUAAAACUGAUGAAUCUCGCGUUUCCGAGGCCUGCAAAGCGGCCAAUGCCCUCAAAAAGCCGAAUAUAUCGCGCAUUGCACGCGAUUUCGGCGUUCCCUAUCAAACCCUCUAUCGACGCAUCCGUAAGGGUAGAACGUUGAUUUCAGGUCGAAAACCUACCAAUAUAGCCCUGACAGAUAAACAGGAACAGGCCUUAGUAGGCUGGGUUCUGUUUAUAGAGAGCGUAAAUAUACCUAUUGCGCCUGCUAUCUUAUCUCAUAAGACACAUAAAUUCAUACAAACUACCCUUGAUUAUAACAUUAUACCCUUCUGCUUUUAUGCUCAUUCAACAUAUAUUUGUCAACCGCUAGAUAGAAAGCCAUUUUUAGCACUGAAGCAGUAUUUUAAGAAACAAAAUAACUUGUAUACCUUCUGGUCUGGUAAGGUUGCAAAGAAAUCUGAAUUUUUGCGUAUCAUCUCUAAGGUUCGGGCUACUGCAUAG
Penicillium cosmopolitanum is the source of this 495-nucleotide messenger RNA. Its product is annotated as transcriptional regulator family: Centromere protein B DNA-binding region. The transcript is spliced from 2 exons. NCBI's taxonomy places the organism in Eukaryota, Fungi, Ascomycota, Eurotiomycetes, Eurotiales, Aspergillaceae. The record is from RefSeq and is a predicted model, not a curated record. The coding region runs from base 1 to 495 and encodes 164 amino acids.